AUGUCUGGCCUAGCAGGCGAAUACAAAAAGUUGAAGGAGGACUUCGUGUCCGGCCUCACCGGAGGCCCCGUCAGCGAAAUCACCGCCGUGACGGCCGUGGGCCCGGUUGCCAUCUUUCUUUGGUCUGUACUUCAAGCCCGCCAGUCGUUCUUCAAGCCCUACACGCCCCUCGCUUUCCUCGUCGACUACCUCAUCAAUGUCAUCACCAUCAUCCUCUCGACGACCGUUUACGGCAACCAGCCCAUACUUCUCAGCAUCCUACUCAUCGCCCCAGCCCUCCUCGUAUGGGCGCUCCCGAGCUCCUCGACACCGAAGAAGAAGGCCCUCGUGCCGCCAACCGCCAAAGCCCAAAACACGAGUGCCGGUGGCGCCCUCAGCGCGCUCUCGAUCAAGCCUUUCCUCACGUCCUACCGAGGUUCCAUGAUGAUCAUGACCUGCACCGCCAUCCUCGCCGUAGACUUCCGCCUCUUCCCUCGCAAGUUUGCCAAGGUUGAAACGUGGGGCACCUCUCCUCAUGGACCUUGGCGUCGGAUCUUCGUCUACUCCGCCGGCGUCGUUGCCGCCCGCCCCGUCCUCAAGGAGCGGAUCGCCGGCCGUGAUACGCCCCUAAGCCGCCGGCUCGCCCAGGCCUUGCGCCACUCCCUCCCGCUUCUCGUUCUAGGUGUUGUUCGGACGCUGAGCGUCAAGGGCCUAGACUAUGCCGAACAUGUCACCGAGUACGGUGUUCACUGGAAUUUCUUCUUCACCCUGGCCUUCCUCCCGCCCUUUGUCGCCCUCUUCCAGUCCGCCCUCAAAGUCAUCCCCUCUUACGCCGCUCUCGCCCUCCUCUUGUCCACGUCGUAUCAGCUGGCCCUGGAGAACACCUCGCUCAAGGUCUUCGUCUUGACCGCGCCCCGCACUGACUUCAUCUCCAUGAACCGGGAGGGCAUCUGCAGCUUCUUCGGCUACUUGGCCAUCUUCCUCGCCGGCCAAGACGCCGGGAUCUUCGGCUUCGGCCUUGCCGUCUCCCGCCGCCUCGCGAACCUCCCUUAUGUUCUUUGGGUCGUCGCUUUCAACUCGGCCCAGAUCUUCGUCUGCUGUCUGAUCGAUACCGUCUUCUUCCCUGCCUUCCACAACGCCUCCGAUGCCCGCGCCGAGGCCGAGGCUUAUACCACCGCCACCAGCCGUAUUCUCCGAGCCUUCAACCGAAACGGCCUCGCCGUCUUCCUCCUAGCGAAUUUACUAACCGGCCUCGUUAACAUGACCGUCCCUACUUUGAUGCCACGCCCCUCCAGACCAUGGGUAUCCUUGCGGCCUACACCGGUGUUCUAA
Parascedosporium putredinis is the source of this 1311-nucleotide messenger RNA. The record is from the annotation of a GenBank genome assembly. NCBI's taxonomy places the organism in Eukaryota, Fungi, Ascomycota, Sordariomycetes, Microascales, Microascaceae.